Molecule: messenger RNA, 1512 nt
Organism: Penicillium riverlandense
Lineage: Eukaryota; Fungi; Ascomycota; Eurotiomycetes; Eurotiales; Aspergillaceae
Product: tRNA-specific adenosine deaminase
Exons: 4
Coding region: 1-1512 (503 amino acids)
Biological process (GO): tRNA wobble adenosine to inosine editing
Molecular function (GO): RNA binding; tRNA-specific adenosine-37 deaminase activity
Source: RefSeq, a predicted model, not a curated record
AUGUCUGGCCAUUCUGCUCCAUCCUCUUUACCAUCCCGCAUAGCUUCACUGGUCCAUGCUCAAUUCGAUGCACUACCCAAGCGCAGCAAGCCCACCAUCUUCCCCGAUGGAUCGCGGGAGUGGAUCCCAAUGACGGGCAUUGUGGCCGUUAAGGGAGAAAAUACGCCCGCCGAAACAUUGACUUGCAUUGCCGUCACGAGCGGAGCCAAGUGCUUGCCAGCAUCUCUCAUCCCCAAGUGUCGGGGUCUCGUACUGCAUGAUUUCCAUGCGGAAAUAUUAGCGCUACGGGCUUUCAACUACUGGCUCUUGACGGAAUGCCGCAGUGUCUUAAUUCAAGAAGAACAUGAAACAUCGAAGCAUCAUCCAAAUGCCAAUAUGAUGAUGUCGGGCUCUCCAUUCAUUCGAAGGAGGGAAAACGAUGAACAUGAUCACGGCAUCAAGUGGCCUCCGUUUGAGAUUCAGCCUGAUGUCAAGGUGUACAUGUACUGCACAUGCGCACCUUGCGGUGAUGCAAGCAUGGAGCUCUGCAUGGCGGCCCAAGAAGACGCAACGCCGUGGGAGGUUCGUCGGCCAGAUCCCGAGAUAGGAGAUGGCCUUCUUGACGGCCGAGCACAUUUCUCUCUCCUCGGUGUGGUCCGUCGAAAGCCUUCGCGCAUGGACGCUGAGUCCACACGGAGCAAGUCUUGCUCUGAUAAACUCGCACUGCGACAGGUAUCAUCGCUGCUCUCCUGGGAGACUAGUAUGCUCGUCGCGCCUACCGAAAAUGCCUAUCUUGCUGGGCUUAUACUACCCGAAGACGAGAUUAGUCGGGUUGCCUGCGAUAGAUCCUUCGGGGAAACCGGUCGAAUGCAGGCUCUCGUGGGACGGACAUGGCCCGAGACUCCUGGUUCGGCUACUUCGAUGUAUCAAUUCCGUCCAUUCGAGGUUCUUUCUGUUCCAGAAGAAGAGAUCAAUGCGCUGUGGCGUUUUGCAAAACCGAAAUCUGGAAUGACAGACGCAGAGAAUAUUGCAAUCGAUAAGAAAUGCAAACCGAGUAACACGUGCGCAAUAUGGACAUCUGCACCGUCAUUCUCUCACCCAUGCGCCACUAACCCUGGCACCGGUAUCAAAACAUUGCCAACCUUGUGCCGGUCAAAGACAGGUCUAUAUGAGACUAUUAUCAACGGAGUGAAACAAGGGAACCGGGCAACCACGCCGCUUCCACGCGGGGCAUCGUAUCUGUCCCGGGCCGAGCUUUGGGCUCUUGUCCGAGAGAUUGUUCAGCGGCCAGCAUGUCAUAGUUGCCAAGAUGGGGUUGGUUUCCCGGACCUCUCAUUUAUGAAACGAUGUACCGAUGAAGUAAUGACAUACCGGGACCUCAAACGCGGUGGAACCGACUUGGCCGAUCCGCUGCGAGUCCGAGGACAAGCCGUAUGGGACACUAAACAAGUUCUCAAAGGCUGGAUUCCCAAUGCGGGGGAUGAGAGUUGGGGCUUGGACGUGUUGGAGGAUCCCAAAAGGCCAAAAUGCUGA